AUGGAUCGAAAUGCUGAUCAGCCAAGACAGGAGGGACCCAGUGUUCGUCUGGAAAAGCUACAGCACUGGGCAAGACACAGGCAAAGCGGAAGCCUACUGGUGCUGGCGGUGAGCCAGCUAUGGCUGGCAAUAGCCAUGGUACCCUUCGCUGUCUCCACUGCCUGCUUCAUCCCUGCUUGUCACAUGGCCACAACACUGCCACUUUGGCCCGGAGCUUCGGGUCUCCUCACUGGGGUUAUCACCCUUGAGCUCCGGAGAGCACCUCGCAUCUGGAAGGUACGGGCCAUGAUGUUAUCCAACACCUUCAACCUGCUUUUGGGAUUCAUCUCGGUGGUGACAGAGGUGACGAAGACAGCCUUGGGGCAUGCCUCUUCUGACCCCUCCCAGUUGACAGGGUUGCUGGUGCUAGAACUCAGUGCCGAGGCCUUCACCCUUGGGGGAGUGCUGGCCUCAACGUACGCCCUGUUCUUGCUGAGCCAGAGGAAGCCAGGAUGCUUCAAGACGUCAAGUCUGCACUACCAGGAGCUACAGGAGGGCCUCUCUGAGGUGGAGGAGGUUUCUGGUUUGGAGGACGGUCCCACGGUGGCUAGCACAGGAAAUAGAACAGAUGAGUGAGUGGGCAAGACAGGUGCCACUGUACGCCUACGCCAAGGGGGCUUUCGCCAGCCACUUCUGCAUCGUGCCCCUCCCUCGGACUGUAACUGGACUCCCCUAAGAUGUGCAUGAAGCCCGGAGGAGUGCCCUCAGUUUCCCCUCAAGCCAGGCCCGUUUCUCUUCUCUUCCCCACUGGAGGAAGAGAGUAUCUGACGAGUGACCUCCCUCACCUCACUCCUUCCAAGCUGCUUCUUCCCUUGCAUUCUUCGCCUUCUUGCUCCCUGCCUCUCCAUCCCAGCUUUAAAUCUGCCUCGUCUCACUGUUUUCGUCUAUUCACCUUUC
Messenger RNA from Acomys russatus (golden spiny mouse), 936 nucleotides. It is a transcript of the gene Tmem253, whose product is annotated as transmembrane protein 253. NCBI's taxonomy places the organism in Eukaryota, Metazoa, Chordata, Mammalia, Rodentia, Muridae. The coding region runs from base 1 to 615 and encodes 204 amino acids. The record is from RefSeq and is a predicted model, not a curated record. The transcript has 6 exons.